Messenger RNA from Myxocyprinus asiaticus (Chinese sucker), 924 nucleotides. RefSeq names its product olfactory receptor 142-like. NCBI's taxonomy places the organism in Eukaryota, Metazoa, Chordata, Actinopteri, Cypriniformes, Catostomidae. Gene Ontology annotation, molecular function: G protein-coupled receptor activity; olfactory receptor activity. The transcript has 2 exons. Gene Ontology annotation, cellular component: membrane. Gene Ontology annotation, biological process: G protein-coupled receptor signaling pathway. The record is from RefSeq and is a predicted model, not a curated record. The annotation marks the transcript as partial.
AUGGGUAAUUCAACACACUUUACAACCAUUAUAUUGUCUGGUUACAUUGAAAUAGGAAACAUUAAGUAUUUCUGUUUCACUAUUUUGACCUUAUUGUUUGUUGCAGUCUUAGUUGCAAACCAAUUGCUAAUUGGGGUAAUAUGUAGAGAGAGGUCCUUGCACAAACCUAUGUAUGUUUUUUUGUGCAGUUUGUCUGUGAAUGAACUAUAUGGCAGCAUUGCUGUAUUCCCAUCACUUUUAAGCAAUAUGUUACUGUCCAAGCCCCCAGAAGUUGCACUCACCCUUUGUCAUGUUCAGAUAUUUGCUCUGUACACAUAUGGAUCAGUAGAAUUUUCUAAUUUAGCAGUAAUGUCUUAUGACAGGUAUGUUGCCAUCUGUUACCCUUUGGAAUAUCACAGAAUAAUGUCUCCAACUAGGAUUGUUACAUUGAUCGCACUAGCGUGGUCAAUAUCAAUUAUCAAAUUCUCCCUCACUUUAUCUGUGAAUGUACAGCUCCAGCUGUGUGGAAAUGUACUGGACAAAGUAUAUUGUGACAAUUAUAUGCUUGUGAAACUUUCAUGCUCAGAAACAACAGCAAACAGCAUCGCUGGCAUAAUCGGUACCACGUUAACCAUUGUUGCUCCUUUGGGUUUAAUUUUGUUCUCAUAUACAAAGAUUUUAAGAGUUUGCUUAAAGUCCACAAGAGAAACUACACAAAAAGCUGUAAGCACAUGUGCUCCACACUUUGUCUCAUUACUAAAUUUUUCUGUUGGAUGUUCAUUUGAGAUUAUCCAAAGCAGGUUUGAUAAGGUGCCCAUGCCUCCUAUACUACGUGUAAUUCUCUCAACAUAUUUCCUAAUUUGUCCACCACUUGUCAAUCCUAUCAUGUAUGGUAUGAGACUUUCUAAGAUAAAAAGGGCAAUCAAAAAUGUCAUCCCCGGCCGC